CAGCAAACUCCGCUGCGCCGGGGCUGCCCUGCCCGACUGCUGGAGCUGCCGCGCAUAAAGAAACUGAGGCACAGAGCCCAAGUCAGACAAAUAGGAAAUGAUGGAGCCAAGAUCUGAACUAGGCAGCCUUGCUCUGGAGUGGUACUCUCAACUAUUCCCCUGUGAAUAUUGAUCGUGUCCUGUGCCGAAGAUGCUGCCAGAACAACAGAAAGAGGAAUUCGUAAGUGUCUGGGUUCGAGAUCCUAGGAUUCAGAAGGAGGACUUCUGGCAUUCUUAUAUCGACUAUGAGAUAUGUAUUCAUACCAAUAGCAUGUGUUUUACAAUGAAAACAUCCUGUGUACGAAGAAGAUACAGAGAAUUUGUGUGGCUGAGGCAGAGACUCCAAAGUAAUGCAUUGCUGGUACAACUGCCAGAACUUCCCUCUAAAAACCUCUUUUUCAACAUGAACAAUCGCCAGCAUGUGGAUCAACGUCGUCAGGGUUUGGAAGAUUUCCUAAAAAACUGUGCAUCCCCGUUCACCGGCUACUUCUCCUGUGUGCUCUCAUAUAGGGUCCUCCACAACGCGCUUCUGCUCUCAGACAGCAGCCUGCACCUCUUCCUGCAAAGCCAUCUGAACUCGGAAGACAUCGAGGCGUGCGUUUCUGGACAGACUAAGUACUCUGUAGAGGAAGCAAUUCACAAGUUUGCCUUGAUGAACAGGCGCUUCCCUGAAGAAGAUGAAGAAGGAGAAAAAGAAAACAAUAUAGAUUAUGGUUCAGAAAGUUCAUCCUCCGGGUUUGGACACAGUAGUGAUGACAGCAGUUCACAUGGGUGUAAAAUGAGCACAGCUCCACAGGAAUCCUGAAAAAGAAUUCUAAUGUGACCAUCUUAGGAACAGCAAAUUCUGUCCAGUCAUAGAGAAGAAAGCUCACUAAUGAUAUAUUCUUACCUAAAGCUCACUGUCAUGCUAUUAGGUAUUUAAAUUCUUCAAGACGUUGGGUUGUUUCUAAGUGCUGUUUUUAUGUUGUCUUAUUUUGGCUAAGCUUCCGUCAAAAGCUAAAAGCCUGUGAUUGCAACUCUCCUUUAUAGGCAAACAUCACUGGUAAAACAGGAUCGUGCCCUCAAAUGAAUUGGUUUAUGUGUUUUAAAAAACCUAGUUGGUUUUAUUGAAUUUGAAAAGAUAGGUAAAUGGGUAGCAUUUAAAAUCCAGAGAGAGGAUUCCUUCUUGUAUCAAUGGGGCAGUGUUAUCGUACACACAGCAUGCGUGAGCUUAACCACUGUGAAGACUGACAGCUUCGACCAGACGGCCUCGUUCAGACAUGUGGCUGAUAUUUUGUGGGUACCUCCCCUGCACUGGGAAAACACUUAGCUUUUGGGUGUUUGAUUGAAAUAGUUUAAGGGUGUUUAACCUUUCCAGUGUUCUGUUUCACACUUAAAUGGGAAAGGUAUCUUAUGAAUACAGACAUGUUAAAAUAAUGUUUACAUCUUAGACAAAACAGAAAUAAUGCUAGUAACUUCGCUUAUAUUUGUAAUAUAUAGAUUCAGAAAUACAGUUUCAUUGUCCAAAAUCAGCUUUAACACACGGUUUCUAGAAACAGAUAAUUUGUGUAAUUAGAAUUACAGGUUAAUGAUUUAUUUCCUGACUAAAUGUGCAAUUUCUUACCACUAGAUAAAUUUGUCAGUGGUGUUUACUUGUUACUUAUCUUUAAGUUAGAAGUAGGAUCUUAUAAAAAUUAAUAAACUUGAUUUUACCAAUAAGUAGCCCCAUGAUUAGAAAAGGAUAUUAACUUGUUAAUUUCAGACUUAAUUAUUCAUUUCUAAAAAGCCCUUUAUUUUUAGGUAUCUACCAGAGAAUUGGUAUGAUUUAAUAUAAUUUAACAAAAUCUUUUUUUUUUCAUGGUCCAAAGAGAAAAUGUCUUAAACUACAUUGAACUUCAAAUUUCAGAUAUGGCAGCAUUUUCUUGAGCUAAUUAUCCAAGUUACUUCCCUGUUGAAUGGUGCAAAAUAUCUCUGAAACUAACAGGAACAUACUUUUACAUAACUGGGAUAACUUGUUGCUUUAAUUAAAUGUUACCUCACCUCAUUUUAACUAGGAGUUUAAAAGUUACUGUAUUAUUAAAAAGUCUUUGAAAUGCUUGUAACUAAGAAGCAAUAGAAAAUAAUUAAAUUUAAAAUAAGAAUGAUUUCCAUAAUUUCUCCUUUCUAUUUUUUUGUUUGGUCUAAAACAUUAUUGAACUUAUGUAAAUAAUUCUGAUUUAAUGUACUGAAUCUUGUUACUUUAUAAUUUAAGACUCAUUAUUUUAAUACAGAAAAAUGAGGUUUAGUAGUUUCUUUUUAUCCUGCCUACAAGUAAUGUUUACCAUCCUGUCAUUUAAGAGCGAUCCCCAGCUCCUUGGUGAUAUGUAUUUGAAUUCACAUUAUUUCUGUUUUUCAGCAGUUUGGAAAAGCAUGUAAUAUAUGCCACCAAGUGUCAUAUUAUUUUUAGAUGAUGUAAACAGCCAUCAACUUAAAAUGGAUAUUAAGUAAUGCCUAAUACUGUGGUAUGUAAACUUCAUGAGAUCACCAUUUUCACAUUAAACAUGAAAAAAAAUCAA
Messenger RNA from Molossus molossus (Pallas's mastiff bat), 2573 nucleotides. RefSeq names its product sorting nexin 10 (gene SNX10). NCBI's taxonomy places the organism in Eukaryota, Metazoa, Chordata, Mammalia, Chiroptera, Molossidae. The record is from RefSeq and is a predicted model, not a curated record. Gene Ontology annotation, biological process: intracellular protein transport. Bases 191 to 844 code for a protein of 217 amino acids. Gene Ontology annotation, molecular function: phosphatidylinositol binding. The transcript is spliced from 8 exons.